AUGAAACACCCUGAAGGAAAAAAGACUAUUCAUCAAUGCCUCUGCCAGAUAUGCACUUGUGGUCGGCAUCAGUGCCCAUAUCAUCGGAACAUGAAGGAGACUGCAGUCCCCUACACAGACUGUAUGGCCACAGUGCAUCCACAGAAUUAUCCCGCCAAUUUUUCUGAUGCGUACCUGACUGCCGAAAGACCACAGAGUGAACGCCUGCUUCCCAAGAGCAAAUCUGUUCUGGACUAUGUGCCACCUGAGGUGAAAAGGAGGUCAAGAAGGAGAAGAGAGCAUGUGCUCCAUGAUGACAGCAUGCGUCUGACCAGCACAUAUGCACAGGACUAUCAAAAGCACACAGUGCAGAAGAACAUACGCAAGGCUAAGACUGCAGAGUACUGUCCACCAUCAGUAAAGAUGCAUGCCAAGUCUGUAUACCAAGAGGACUUCAAGGUAUGGCGCACUGAAAAACGUCAACCUUACAGAGAAAAUGACAACCUGACAGUGAACGAGGGCAAGUUUGCGACAAGCACCACAUUUAGAGAUGACUACUGCCCCAAGGGACCUGUGACGGCCAGGGAAAACUUCAAGCCACUCCCCGAGGUGCUAGAAUCCUUUCCGUUUGAUGGUGUCACCAACUACCAGCUCCACUAUGUCCCUCACCCUGUGCAAGCCAGACAGCUCAAGGAAAAACAGACGUACGAGUCGUACGAGUCUCCUUCUGAUCCCUUUCAAGGAACCUCCACGUACAAAGAGGACUUUAAGGGGUUUGUCACUGAAGUACCCAAGCGCAUCAGGCGAAAAAUUGCCUGGGAGAACAACCCAGCACCCUUCGAGGGGACAACAGAGUAUCGUUACCGAUAUAAGGCUUGGCAAACAGCACCAAAGGAGGCCCGUGAGGUGGAGGAGUGGACCCCUCCAGAAGGCGAAAUGGCAUUUCUCUCCACCGCCCACUCCGAUUACGUGAAACACGAGUGUCAGCCACCACAACCGAUUCGGCCACCCAUUCAGUGCUGGGAGAAGGAUAAGGAGCCUUUCCAGGCUAAGUCAGUGAUGAAGGAGGAUUACAAAGCCUGUGAGGUAACACGUCCAUCAGCAGCGGUACACGUCGAAGAGCUAGACAGGCCAACGGGAGCCUUUGAGAGGGUCACCACCUACACGUCAGAGUACACGCCUAAAACCGCAGAGCGGCCCGUUAGCUACAAGCCCACACAGGAGGACACGGCAUAUUCCACCAGUUAUGAGCAAAAGGAACUGGAGCCCUGCCCGGCAAGCUAUGCUGAGCCUACUGGUUUAGAGCGUGACUGCACAGAGUCCAAGGGAUACAGGCUGUACCGUACCUUCUCAGCAGGACACACUAGUCCAGCCAAACAGGCCCCCGUCAAAAGCCAGAAGCCCACUCAUUGCCACAGUCAAAACCAGAGGAACUGUGCAGCAAACACCAGAAACACGAGAGCACAUUAG
Molecule: messenger RNA, 1449 nt
Organism: Chanos chanos (milkfish)
Lineage: Eukaryota; Metazoa; Chordata; Actinopteri; Gonorynchiformes; Chanidae
Product: stabilizer of axonemal microtubules 2-like
Exons: 4
Coding region: 1-1449 (482 amino acids)
Cellular component (GO): sperm flagellum; centriole; ciliary basal body
Molecular function (GO): microtubule binding
Source: RefSeq, a predicted model, not a curated record